Drosophila kikkawai is the source of this 1134-nucleotide messenger RNA. Its product is annotated as tetraspanin-36-like. NCBI's taxonomy places the organism in Eukaryota, Metazoa, Arthropoda, Insecta, Diptera, Drosophilidae. Gene Ontology annotation, cellular component: plasma membrane. The record is from RefSeq and is a predicted model, not a curated record.
CCCCACAUCAUAGCACUCAGUUGAUUCACGCCGCUGAAACUCAGCGGUCAGCUCCCGAGAGAUCUUGCCAUAUCGCAGCCUCGUAUCCGACGGAUGCGUAGCCGAAACUGGCUAUUGAACAACGCCAUAUACGUAACAUAGCCGAUGUAUUGCGCCCAACCUCGUUGACUUCGCCAGUCGUCUUCAGUUGGAAUCACAGUAAACAUGGGCCUGGCUGCCACCACAGUGAAGCAUCUGCUGCUCCUGCUGAACUUUGUAUUCUCCGUGCUCGGACUGGCGCUGAUCGCCUUCGGAAUUUUCUUUUUGAUCUCCGCCGCCGAGAAUGCCGUCAGCAUCGGUGAGAGCGUCGCCGGCGGCCUCAUCAUCGGCCUGGGUGUUGUCAUCCUGAUCAUAGCGAUCUUCGGCUGCCUGGCGGCCAUCCAUGAGGCACCUGUUCGGCUCCUGAUCUACGUAGGUGCUGUGGUGCUGCUGAUCUUAACCCAGCUGCUCUUCCUCAGCAUGGCCUCGCAUGGAACCAAGGACGGCAUCUCGGGCAGCAUCAACGAGGGCUUCGAGCGCCUGUGGGAGGCGGAGCGCAACGAGAGCGGGGCUUUGGCCUACUACGAGAACUGGCUCCACUGCUGCGGAGUGAACAGUUCCGAGGACUACUGGAUUAUCCACCACGCCAUCCCCUCGAGCUGCUGUCUGGACAACAAGUGCGUGGACCAGUCCAGUGUCUACAAGGUCGGCUGCAAGGCCGCAUUCACCGAGUAUCUCGACGACAAGUUGCUGGUCUUCAAAAUCGUCUGCUGGCUGCUUGUCAUCGGAGAGGCUGUGGGAGCUGUCUUUGGUUGGUUGCUGUACAGCAGCGUGAAAAACCAGAGUCGGCGCAAUAAUGCCGUCUGGAUGUGAAGCUUUAUCUAAGUCACCUAAUAUAAGUAUUAAAUAAAAAUAACCUUUUUCGAGAAUUUUCUAAUCAAUUGUUAAAUUUCCUAAACUGUUUACUAAUGAGAAAUUUGGCAAUUCUGACGGAAAUUUUUAAGUAAAAGUUUUUUAAAAUAUAAUUAUAUGUGUUAUAUAUAUAUAUUAAUCAAGUACUUGAAUGGUUGAAGAUUAAUAAAUUUUGGUUAUAUUUUUUUUUAAUAUAUAUAAAAA